This is a messenger RNA of Rhinichthys klamathensis goyatoka, 1652 nucleotides long. RefSeq names its product complement C3-like. The transcript is spliced from 15 exons. The coding region runs from base 10 to 1617 and encodes 535 amino acids. NCBI's taxonomy places the organism in Eukaryota, Metazoa, Chordata, Actinopteri, Cypriniformes, Leuciscidae. The record is from RefSeq and is a predicted model, not a curated record. Gene Ontology annotation, molecular function: protein binding. Gene Ontology annotation, cellular component: extracellular region.
AGCCUGUGUAUGUGUGCUUUAUUCCAGGGUGACGUACAGGGAAGAGAUGCUGAUGCCUCUCUAACGGCCUUUGUUGUGAUUGCGAUGCAAGAGGGCAGAGAGAUCUGUGCUGGAUCAGUUGCUAGUCUGCAUGAAAGUAUCAGGAAGGCUGUUGUAUUCUUAGAAGGUCGACUUCCACAACUGACCAAUCCUUACGCUGUUGCGAUGACGUCCUACGCCAUGGCCAAUGCUGAAAAACUCAAUAAAGAUAUCUUGAUGAGGCAUUCCACCCAAGGAGAAGCCGGUAGGUUUUGGACUGUCGCUGGACAGAGUCAUCACUCUCUAGAGGCGACGGCCUAUGCUGUGCUGGCACUUGUGAAGGCCAAAGACUUUGAUAAAGCAGGAGAAGCAGUUUACUGGCUGCGUUCACAACAGUCUCAUUAUGGUGGAUCUGGCACCACACAGGCGACCAUCAUGGUGUUCCAGGCCGUGGCAGAGUAUCGCACGCAGGUGAAGGACCGACAAAACUUCAAUCUGAACGUGGAGCUGUUAGUGACAGGAAGAAGCAAACCUGUCAGAUUUACUAUUAAAAGAGACAAUGUGCAUCUUAUAUGGUCAUACAAGGUGGACAUCAACAAGGACUUCAAUGUGACGGCUAGAGGAACUGGAACGGCCACUCUCUCAGUUCUGACGCUGUACUACGCCAGACCUGUUGAGAAGAAGUCUGACUGUACACACUUUAAUCUGACUGUUAAAAUGGAAAAAGCCCCUGAAACAAAACAAGGAGCCAUUGAACGUUACAACUUCAUUAUGGAUUUCUUCUACAAAAAUGAUAAAACCGAUGCCACUAUGACUAUUCUGGACAUUGGCAUUCCGACGGGAUUUGAUGUUGAUGAAAAUGAUCUUAAAGAGUUGUCCACGGGGAAGGAGAGAUACAUUCAGAAAUAUGAAAAGAAUAAAGUGCUGUCAGAGCGAGGAUCCCUCAUCCUCUACUUAGAUAAGGUUUCUCAUAAACCGACAGAAAGAAUCGCCUUCAGAAUGAACAAGAUGUUUAAUGUGGGUCUGCUUCAACCUGCCCCAGUCACAAUAUAUGAAUAUUACUCACCAGAUGCUCGCUGUACAAAGUUCUACCACCCUGAGAGGACAGAUGGCGCUAUAUACACACUGAGUGAGGGAAAAUUCAGCCAGUGUGCAGAAGAAAACUGCAGUGUCCAGAAGAAGGAUCAGGCAGAGGAGCGUUUGGAUAGAGCCUGUGAAUCUGGCACAGAUUAUGUUUAUAAAGUCACAGUAUUGGAUAUGGAUCUGGUACAGGACUCUGCCAUCUAUGACAUGAAGGUGGAACGGGUGCUGAGAGAAGGCACUGAUGAUAAGAAAGUUGAGGGGAAAGUGAGACCAUUUUUGGCUCGUCUUAUUUGCAGUCAGCUUUUAGAUUUGAAACAAGGCAAGUCGUACCUCAUCAUGGGCAAAUCCAGUGACCUGUCACAGCGAGGAGGAAGUCUGAAGUACAUCUUUGGAGAGCACACCUGGGUUGAAUACUGGCCGACAAGAGAGGAAAGCCAAACUCGAGAAUACAGGGAUCAGUACAUCGGCAUCUCUGCGCUCCAGGAUAGCCUCCUCAGGAUAGGAUGUGAUACAUAGUAUAAAUAUUCUUGAUUAAAGGAAAUGUAACAUUA